Molecule: messenger RNA, 1044 nt
Organism: Coniophora puteana RWD-64-598 SS2
Lineage: Eukaryota; Fungi; Basidiomycota; Agaricomycetes; Boletales; Coniophoraceae
Exons: 5
Coding region: 1-1044 (347 amino acids)
Source: RefSeq, a predicted model, not a curated record
AUGGAUUAUGAGCAGACGUAUGGAGCAGUGGGCAGGAUGGCAGCUGGGAUUGUGGCAGGCGAGUGGGCGCCUGGGUGGAUGACUGGGCUCACGGAUUCAUCAGCUGUGAAAAGAGCUGCCAGCAUUGGGGUUGCGGAUAGCAAUGGACAGAGACACUGGUGGAACAAGAAGUGCAUGAGGGCAGAUAAAGUUGAAAAAGGAGGUGAAAUGGGGUGGUUGGAUGGAUGGGAGUGGUUGGAUGGUUGGUGUCUGGGCGGAAGGACGCAUGGGUUGGUAGAAAUGAGAGGGAACAUAAAUGUGGAUCCUCAGCGGAUGGAGUUGCUGUUGCAUGGAAGCAGUGGUAUCAUGGCGGAUGUUGAUCCAGCAGUUGCUGGGCAGAUGAUGUGUAAAUCAGCUCUAAAGAUAGGCAAUUGGGAGUUUUUCUUUUGGCAAAUAAGUCAAAAGGUUGAAUAUGGAGACCAUGAUUGGCUGCUUCCUUUGGAAAAGAGUAGGAAUGCAGAAAUUAACCUGGAUAAUGGUAUAGAACUUUACCAGUAUGCUUUACCAACAUGCAGCUCCCUUGUUGACCUUCCCUUCUCUCCCAUCCACUACAUCAAUGUCCUCCACACCUUUCAAAUGUCUCCUCCUCCCCUACCUUCACCUCAACAACAGCGACCCUGGAAGCAUUGGCCUUCCUUCAUGGAUGCCACUGCUGCAGUUUGCAUGGCCUCGGAUGGCUGCAGAGGUUGCUAUGAAAUAUUUGAGAUGCGGCUGCAUCUUGCCCUUGAACAGCUGGACCUUGAAUGGCCUCAAGAGGAUGUGGUAGUGUUUGGUCUACUUUGGCACAGGAUGGUGGAAUACAACAUGCGGUACACGGCAAAAUAUACAAAAUCUGGCACCAAGAAAGCUGCAAAGGCCGCAAACGUGACACAGUCCAAGGUGGCACCCUCUGCAAAAGUGGCUGAUUCCAGCUCUACGAUCACAACCACCUCAAAAACUGCACGCACCUUGAAAUCUGGCAUGACCGCCUCCAAGAAGAGCCAAGACGCAACUAUGGCACCCUAA